Molecule: messenger RNA, 2304 nt
Organism: Hevea brasiliensis (rubber tree)
Lineage: Eukaryota; Viridiplantae; Streptophyta; Magnoliopsida; Malpighiales; Euphorbiaceae
Exons: 13
Coding region: 409-2112 (567 amino acids)
Source: RefSeq, a predicted model, not a curated record
UUUAAGAGCUUAGUUGGAAGAAAAAAAUAAGAGAUUAGCUCUGGUUUUUGCCCUCUAUCUGUCAUGAGCCAUCACUCAUCAACUCAAUGACCCUCAUAAUUGCUGUUUUUAAUGUCCAAUUCUACCCUUGUUGGUGGACUGUCCCUGCUCUCUCAAGGAUAUUGUCCCUUUCCCAGCAAAUAAAAAAUACACCCACCCCACUUCUCGUUGUAGAAAGGUUUUUGCUUGGUUGUUUGUACGGGUAUUCCUACUGCCAAAUGUCAGCUUCUUGGCUUGUUAACAGAUUUAUGAAUACAGUGAUAUAUACAACUUCGAAGCCUGGCUUAUGCUUUUUGAAAUCGGUUUGGAGAGGUUGAACUUUAAAGCUUUUGACCAAGGAGAUUUCAUGUGACAAAACAGGAAGAGAAAAUGCCUGGAGCUAAUUGCCGGUCUCCCUAUUCAUCUUGUCCUCUUUAUCCACACAUGAGUUCCUCAAGUGUUCCAGACAAUGAAAUGCGCAAUAAUGUUCUAAAUAUGUCUCCUAAGCUAUCUUCUUAUCGAAAUUCUCGAAACCAGUUAAUUCCUAGAUUUAUCCAGAGACAUUUUUCCUUAAAAAAGAUUGUAAAGUCAGGGAACAUGCUUUCUUCUGAGGCUUCCCUUAAUUGGAACUCUGAGAACUCAGAGGGUUUUACCCCCUGUGUAUCUAUUCCGAGUAAUGGCACUCCGACUCUGAAGUCUUCUGAUGCAUUGAGGAAGGAGAUUGCCACACUUGAGGCUGAAAUAUUGCAUUUGGAGCGAUAUCUUCUGUCACUUUACAGGACAGCUUUUGAAGAGCACAUGCCUGCCACAUUAAAUGUCCCUAAAAACCAUAUGCAAUACAAGAAUGGAUCACUAUCAAAAGUUCCUGUAAAUCAGUCACAUUUUAAUUUAAGACCACAUAUAGAGAAUAGCAAUUUAAUUUAUCAUGAUCAAACUUCCCCUGCACAUGGCUGGGCUAGUUCAGAUGAUCAGAGUUGCAUCAGUAGCGUACAUACAACAUCAAGGGACCAGAGGAAUGCUGAUUCUGGUCGUCGCAGCCUUGCAUAUCACCUUGGUGCUUCUUGCUUAGUAAAUAGCCUUAAUAUCCCAGAUAGACUCUCUGAAGACAUAAUGAAAUGCAUGUCCUCUAUUUACUGCAGACUUGCUAACCCCUCUCAUAGCCAUGGGGGUUUGUCAUCUCCUCCUUCAUCUUUGUCAUCCUCAAGUAUAUUCUCUUCCCGCUAUCCUUGUGAUAAUUUGAGUCCACAAUACAGUGAGGACACCACAGUGCAUCAUCAAGGGCUGAAAGAAGAGGGUGGACCAUAUGCUGCAAUGACAGAAGUUUUGAAGAUAUGUUUAGAUGAUAAUAGUUUCAAUUAUGCUGCUGCAAUGCUUAAAAAUUUCAGGUCAUUGGUUCGAAGUCUUGAGAAGGUGGAUCCAAGGAAGAUGAAGCGUGAAGAGAAGAUUGCUUUCUGGAUUAACAUUCAUAAUGCAUUGGUCAUGCAUGUGAUGGUGCUUAUGAGAUUUUCUUGGCAGGCAUAUUUAGCAUAUGGAACUCAUAAUUGUGUAAAAGGUGCCUCCAUUUUGAAGGCGGCAUAUAAUAUUGGUGGACAUUGCGUAAAUGCCUGUGUAAUUCAAAACUCCAUUCUUGGAAUUCGGUCACACUAUUCAGAACCGUGGCUGCAAACUCUGUUUUCUCCCGGAAGGAAAUCUAAGACAGGGAGCUCUUGUCAUGUCUAUGCCCUAGAAUACCCAGAGCCACUUGUUCAUUUUGCACUUUGUUCAGGGGCAUAUUCUGACCCUGCGGCUCGGGUUUACACAGCAAAGAAUAUCUUUCAAGAAUUGAAGCUUGCUAAACGAGAAUUCAUUCAAGCUAGUGUCUAUAUUCAUAAGGAGGCAAAGAUUUUCCUACCAAAAAUACUUUCUUACUUUGCAAAGGAUAUGUCAAUGGAUAUGCAUGGGCUCUUGAAGUCAAUAAGUGGGUGUCUCACAGAAGCUCAAAGGAAAGCUGUGAGUAAAUGCAUGAAAAGAAAGGUGGACAAGUACAUCCACUGGUUACCACAGAGUUCGUCCUUUCGGUAUGUGAUCCAUGGGGAAUUUGCCAAAGGGAGAUAAAAUUGUCUGAUCCGCACGAUCUCUUUAUCCAUGUAGGAUCUUUUAAACAUAGUAACGGUAAAAUCUUAAGCUGUACAAAAGUAAUGGAAUGAUUUUCAGUAUCUUAAAGGAAAUGCAAGUUACGAACAAUUUCUUUGUAAGAUGUAUUUGUGUUUCUAAUGUGCAAAGUGUCUGAAAGAAUGAUAUUUAAAA